UUCCUGCCUCCACCUCCUCCUCCUGUUGAUGAUUUUAGGAAUAUGCCAGCGCCACCAGGUGCCUUCCCCCCACCGCCCCCUCUGGAUGACGUUUCCUUCAACGUGCAGGUGAAUCCUGGUGGCAAGACCCUCGAGGAGAGACGAUCCAGUUUAGAUGCAGAAAUCGACUCUUUGACCAGCAUCCUGGCUGACUUGGAAAGCAGCUCUCCUUACAAGCCUCGGACUCAACAGGUUAGUGGUGCAUUGCAUCAACAGAGAGCAGGAAGCGGGCCAAAAGCGGCUGCUGGAGUCAAUUUGUGAACCGUUUGGUAUUUGUUGAGA
Molecule: messenger RNA, 321 nt
Organism: Tinamus guttatus (white-throated tinamou)
Lineage: Eukaryota; Metazoa; Chordata; Aves; Tinamiformes; Tinamidae
Source: RefSeq, a predicted model, not a curated record